Messenger RNA from Rotaria sp. Silwood1, 1821 nucleotides. Lineage: Eukaryota; Metazoa; Rotifera; Eurotatoria; Philodinida; Philodinidae. The record is from the annotation of a GenBank genome assembly.
AUGAUGUUCACAAUAAUAACAAGAAUAAGAUUCAUUUAUUGGUUAUCUUGUUUUCUACUACUUUUUAUCCUCGCAAUUCUUCUUAAUUUUAUCCGAUUAAAUUCUCCGAAAAUACAAAAUAUAACGCCACGAAUUCUAAAUGCAUGGAAUUUUGAGAAGAGUGGAACUAAUGAACAACACAACCUAACUGCUAAUAAUGGCAAAAACAAUUGGAUAACUACGACGUCAGAAAAACCUUUACUAUCAGAAAUCAAUAAACAUGCAUUGAGUUUUAUAAAUUCAAGAUUUAUUCAUCAAAAUGAAACACUAGAAACAACUAUUCAAUGUGUUGGUUCAUUAUAUAAUCAAUCUUGUUUGUAUCAUAAUUUGUAUUAUGUUAAUAAUGAAUUUAUGAUUUUAACAGUAAAAGGAAGAUAUUUGCCUACAUAUUCUGUACGAGCAGACGCUAUAGCAACGUGGCACAUAACACCUAACAAGCGUGUUUUUGAUUCAUAUUCUGAUCUUGAAAAAUUUGUUCGUACUAUUAUUGAUCCAAGGAUAAUUCCAUCUGUUACUCUUUAUUUUAGUCAACCUUGGCAUUUUAGUAUUGGUCAUGCACUUUUUGAUGGACUUUAUCCGGCAUAUGUUGCACUUAUUCGUUUUCCUCCAAGACAUCUUUAUUCUUUUCGCAUUCUUGCUGGAUUAGAAGACUGUAAUGAUUGUUGGAGCGAAGAUAUUUAUAGUCGUUUUGGUGGUCUUGGAAUUCUUAAACAAAGCGUUUUAGAUAAAAUGUCAAAAGAAAAUUGGUUUAUGUUUGAAGAACUGGUUAUGGGUAGUGGCACAAUGUGUGCACGUUGUACACAACCUAAUUUACAAUUACCUGGAGGUGUUGAAUUAGAUGCUUCAAGACUUUUUCGUGAUAGAAUGUAUCAACAACAUGGUGUUAUUCGUCCAGUUGUUCGACGAAAAUCUUCAUCUGAAAGGCGAACUUCUCAUGAUCUUCUUUUAGCAUAUAUUAUUGACAAUAAACGUUAUACCAAUGAUGAUCGAAAAGAAAUCACUGAUGCUAUAAAUGAAAUAAAUAAUUAUACUAAUUCUUAUUUGAAUAAAACUACAAGUAACACAACUAAAUUACAAUGGCCAUUAGUUCAUAUCUCUUAUCUUUUCUACGAUAAAGUUAGAGGUCAAAACCGUAAUUCCACUCAAAUAAAUCCAACUCCAAUGGAUUCUCGAUCUCCAAUAUAUGAAUUAAUUGAAAAUAAUUUCAUAGCUCAAUUAAAAAUUUUACGUCAAAUGGAUAUCCACAUUUCUGGACCAGGUACUGGACAAAUGUAUCAAACAUUUUUACCAGAUGGAUCUGUGCAUAUUAAUCUUGGAGGUAUAUUACAAGUGGAAUUAAAAAAUACAAGCAAAGGGUAUGCUUCAUAUCUCGAUCAAUAUAUGACAAGUGGUACACCUUAUAUCAAAGGUCUUUAUUAUCCAAUAAAUGAACGACCGAAAGGUAUUAAAAAAGAUGAAAUUAUUAAAUUAAUUCGACAAGCUUCACAACUUAUUUUACAAGGUUUUUCAUUACCAGUCAAUCCUCAUGAUAAUCUUGCACGUGAUGGACAAUUAUUUGUUGAAAUGUGUGAAAAAGAUAAAGAAUUCUGUUCUUUAGUUACAACAAGAACGGCGGAUAAAGCAUUUGAUUGUUUCCAUAUGUGGAUAGAAGACUUUGUGCACGAAUAUCGUCAAUGGCAAUUAGGAGGUUUUGUUGAAAAUGGUAACAACAUUAGUUGUCCUUUUAAUCAUUCAUUAUUAAAUCAAUUAAGAAAAAAGUAUGGAAUUAAACACAACCACUGA